Molecule: messenger RNA, 939 nt
Organism: Zychaea mexicana
Lineage: Eukaryota; Fungi; Mucoromycota; Mucoromycetes; Mucorales; Lichtheimiaceae
Product: arginase
Exons: 3
Coding region: 1-939 (312 amino acids)
Cellular component (GO): cytoplasm; cytosol; nucleus
Molecular function (GO): arginase activity; manganese ion binding
Source: RefSeq, a predicted model, not a curated record
AUGACGGCACAAACUCCACUGAUCAAGUCUAAACAAGUAUCAAUCAUCGGGGUCCCGUUCAACGGUGGCCAACCCCAGGCAGGCGUAGAAAAAGGGCCGCUGCGACUUGUCGAAUCGGGACUGGCCGAACAGCUUGAAGAACUCGGAUGGGCCGUUGAGCAUGAGUCCAAUGAACAAACCAUCAGCGAGCUACGUCCAGCAUCGGACCCAGACGUCAUGAACCUAAAGCAGCCCAAGUAUGUUUCUGCUGUCACACAAAAUGUUGCCCAGCAGAUUCAUGAGCGUGCGAAACAGGGCAAGUUUGUUCUCACGCUGGGAGGAGAUCAUUCCGUCGCACUGGCUACUGUGUCCGGUGUCUUUGGCUCUUACCCCGAUGCUUGUCUUGUCUGGGUCGACGCUCACGCGGACCUUAAUACACCGGAAGCAACCGAAAGUGGAAAUGUGCAUGGAUGCCCUUUGAGCUUUUUGAUGGGUCUGUCGACGGACCAUCCGGAUUUCCAAUGGGUCAAGCCUGUGUUGAAGGCGAAUCGUUUGGUGUAUAUUGGCUUGCGCGAUCUUGAUGGGUUCGAAAAGAAAACGAUCAAGGAACUGGGCAUUCCGGCGUUCACCAUGCAUCAUGUUGACAAGUGGGGUAUCGGCACUGUCGUUGAAACGGCUCUGAACCAUGUGAACCCUAAGCGAGACUUGCCUAUCCAUCUUUCCUUUGAUGUGGAUGCUUUAGACCCUUCGGUGGCACCAAGCACGGGCACUCCUGUCCGUGGUGGGCUGACAUUCCGUGAAGGGCACUAUAUCUGUGAGGCUCUUGCCGAAACCGGUCUUUUGGUGGCUGCAGAUAUCAUGGAGGUCAACCCUACUCUUGAGGAUGAACUGGCUGCGGCCCAGACGAUACAAGUCGGAUGCUCACUAGCACGUUGCUGCUUAGGAGAAACACUUUUAUAA